GGUUGACAGACCCUGCCUCUUCCGGGGCGGAGCUUUGGAUCUACUGGGCAAACACACACUUUGCACGGUGUGUGUGUGUGUGCGUGUGUGUGUGUGUGCGUGUGAGUGUGUGUGUGUGUCCUACCGCCUGACAGUCGUUUCAAACAGUUGUCAGACAGACACACACACACACAGGGAGCGAGCACCGGUCAGUGUCCGCCUCACGAUGCUGUGCGCUCGGAUGUGGAGACGCCCGGUUCCCCUUCUCUGCGGAGGAGCCUGGAGACGAACCCGGAGCCACGCUACCGCUGCCGCCGCUGCCAGGCUGGACCUCAGCGGCAUCUACCCGCCCAUCGCCACCCCGUUCACCGCCAAGGAGGACGUGGACCACCGGGGACUGGAGGGAAACCUGCAGAAAUAUGCCAAGAUACCGUUUAAAGGUCUGGUGGUGCAGGGCUCCAACGGAGAGUACCCGUACCUGACGGAGGAGGAGCGGGUGGAGGUGGUGAAGACGGUCAGACGCUCGCUGCCGGCGGACAAACUGCUGAUGGUCGGAUCAGGCUGUGAAUCCACCAGAGCCACCCUGCAGCUCACGGAGAAGAUGGCGGCGGCCGGCGCCGACGUCGUCCUGGUGGUGACUCCCUGCUUCUACAAGGGGAAGAUGGACAGUCGCGCCCUGAUCCAGCACUUUACAAAGGUGGCGGACAGUAGUGCGGUGCCGGUGGUGCUCUACAGCGUUCCAGCCAACACUGGACUGGAGCUGCCGCUGGACGCUGUGGUGACUCUGUCUCAGCAUCCGAACAUCGUGGGCCUGAAGGACAGCGGAGGAGACAUCACACGGAUCGGCCUGAUUGUUCACAGAACCAAAGCGGAGGAUUUCCAGGUGCUGGCGGGCUCAGCGGGGUUCCUCAUGGCCGCCUAUUGUGUUG
Messenger RNA from Paralichthys olivaceus (Japanese flounder), 908 nucleotides. Lineage: Eukaryota; Metazoa; Chordata; Actinopteri; Pleuronectiformes; Paralichthyidae. The record is from RefSeq and is a predicted model, not a curated record.